AUGGAAGGGGAAGCGUUUCGCUAUGAUCCAGCUAACAGCUACGACAGCCAUCCUCAACUUCAUAUUGGACAAAUGACCGAUGUUUGCUCAUAUUGUGAUGCUCUCAAGUGGCCUGGAGAGGCACCAGGUAUAUGUUGCUCUGGUGGUACGGUGAGGCUACCAGCACUUCGGCCUCCUCCGGAACCACUGAAAUCACUGAUCGUUUUCUAUUAUGUUCGGUUUCGGUUAACCGAAACCGGUGCAUGCCUAUAUCGGGUCAACUUAUAA
Messenger RNA from Didymodactylos carnosus, 267 nucleotides. NCBI's taxonomy places the organism in Eukaryota, Metazoa, Rotifera, Eurotatoria, Philodinida, Philodinidae. The record is from the annotation of a GenBank genome assembly.